AUGGCCGCCGACUGCGACAAGAAGCCUCACACCGCUCUAGCCUUUCUCAACCAUCAUCGUUGCCCUCUGCCCCCAACACAUUCGGCGUUGGGGCCCACCACCACCGCAUACAAGGCUUGCAGCAGCGGCGACGAAGAUCUACUAGGCAAGGGGGUACGCAGCUCAGAAGACCCCGGACCGGACCAAAUCAGCGCCCUACCCGACGAUCUGCUCCUCCUCGUCCUCGCCCGCCUCCGCUGCGUCCUCACUGCCGCACGCACCGGUAUCCUCUCCCGCCGGUGGCGCAACCUAUGGACACUCCUCUCCACACUCAUCUCCCUUGUCGACGUGUAUCUAGACGCCGCUAGUGUCACCUCGCUGCUGCGUGCCGCCGCACGGCUUGAUCCCGAGGAAUUCGUGUUCGCCAUCGACAACAAGGUAAAAGGAAGCCACGUCGAUGUGCCCUAUUUCCGCCGUGUCGCCUCAAUCGUGCUAAAAUCAAACACCUUCAUCACCCCUUUCCGCAUGCCAGCUGGUGUCAAGUUUGCCGCUCUCGACACACUAUCCUUCUCAUGCUCUAUCACUGGCCUCGACGACCAAAUCUCCCGGUGCCUGCGCCUCCGUGUCCUCCGGCUCACGGUGUCCACCAAAAAUAACUUGGUGAUUGUCCACUCCACCUCACCGCAAGAGCUAUUCGUGGACUCCAUAGGUCGCACGGAGCGCUUCGACAUUGUUGCCCCCGUGCUUAGGCAAUAUACUGUGUCAUUAGCCCCCUACGUUGGAAUCAACGUCUCCAUGUUGGCACCAACUUUGGAGAUGAUCUCGUGGUACUGCUGUUACGUCGAUGCUAGCGUGCCUAUUGGGUAUGGUCAUUGGAGACUGAUAGAUCUGAUGUUGAAAAAUACGGCAGCGAGACAAGGACAACUCCCUUCACUAUGCAUUCAUGCCGACAUUUGCUCGUCUCCUUUCCCUGGUCAGCUGGCCAACUUGAAGCGGAAGAUUAAGAAGCAUAUGGUUGCAUUGUUCUCAGAUUUGGAGCUGCAUCUAACGACAGGUGGACAUGUUUUUGGAGCAUUCGUGUUUCACCUCAUUGGGAUGAAUCGGGUCCGUAGGACCGUGCGGAGGGUUAAGGUUAUCCUAGGAGGUUCAAAGGUCAAAGAAGAAUGCCCAAAGAAUUAUCUUUGUCAUCCUAGAGACUGGAAAGUUCAAACUAUCACAUUGAUUGCUCCUGAAGAAGUGGAAAUUGAUGGUUUCAAAGGAGUGGAUCAUGAGGUUGAUUUCUUGAAAUUGGUGUCUUUGCCACCGCCCAAGUCAAAUACCGGAUGGUUUGGACAGACCAACAAAUCCCCUCCCCUGCCUCCGGUGGUCGCACAUGGGUUCCAGCAACGUUCGGCAACAGCUGGGAACAGAGAAGAGCAGACGGCGGGGAGAGCUAGCAGCGGAGGGAGGUCGAGGCGGGCAGCUUCGUCGCUCCGGAACGGAUGCGUGCUCACGAUCCCUCCCACAGCUCAGAAAAAAGCCCUCGAUCGAUCCCCUGUCAUGAUGGCCUCCACGGCGUAG
Molecule: messenger RNA, 1539 nt
Organism: Lolium perenne
Lineage: Eukaryota; Viridiplantae; Streptophyta; Magnoliopsida; Poales; Poaceae
Molecular function (GO): protein binding
Source: RefSeq, a predicted model, not a curated record